Molecule: messenger RNA, 3256 nt
Organism: Haliotis rufescens (red abalone)
Lineage: Eukaryota; Metazoa; Mollusca; Gastropoda; Lepetellida; Haliotidae
Exons: 17
Coding region: 190-1779 (529 amino acids)
Source: RefSeq, a predicted model, not a curated record
GAACACAUGGUAUAGGAGAUAUAUGCAGCUUGAUGAAUCAACGAAAAUCAUUUUUAUGCGCACGAAAUUAACAGGCGAGGUUAAAGAGGAAACUUUGUUUUCGGGGUUUCAUUUGCCGGGUAAACGAGGUGAUUUUAAUGUUACCCGUGCUGCGUAGUGAAAUCAUCCACGUGCCUCUUGUCAGACGAAAUGGCGGCUGAUACUGAGAAUGCUAAGUUGCUGUCUCCUUUGAAGCUGUAUGCUGCAGUAGUGUUGAUCUGUGGAGUGUUUGGACUACAAAAUGUAGGUCUUCGUCUGACUUCUGACCCAAUGUUUGCUAAGGAUGGAGCGUCUGUUACUAUAUCGUGCAGAGAUACUGGGGGCAAUAAUAUCACAACAGCACAGUGGUACAGAAACAAUGUGAUCAUCUUCCAAACAAGUCACCUCCUGCCAAACCAGACGCUUGAUGAAAACAGGAACACAUCUGUAUAUGGGCGAAUUACUGUGGACGCAACUAUAAGACGACAUGACAUCAUUCUCCCGUUCAACACCACUCUUGACGAACGAUCUGUGUGGUGGUGUAGAAACGGCGAUGAAUCAAGUUACAACAUGACACUUUGUUCGGAGCAUAUUGAUGAAUGUAUACGGCCGAAUCUCACAUCAGAAUCAAAGGAAGCACUAGAUGGCAACAAUGUCACCCUUUCCUGUAGACACGGAGCAGGUCGCAAUAUUACAACAGUGCUGUGGUAUCGGAACUAUGUUUAUAUAUUCCAAACGUCCACCCACAAACCGGAAAUAGUACAAGACAAGCAGUCGGACAAAGACGACUACCGGGCUGUGGAUGGGCGUAUUUUAGUUAACGCCAACUUUGCCGUUCACAACGUGAGCCUCCAAAUGAACUCUUCGCUUGAUGCGGAAUCUGUGUGGACUUGUGAUAAUAAUCAGAAGUUCAGUGAUGACUUGGUGAUCGAGACAAAAAGAAGUGAGAGAGAGAUAACUCCUUUAAUCUCUGGCAGUUCUGAAUCAACCGCCUUUCCUCUGUCAUCGACACCAACAACUUACAGGAACGCUGGCAGCUCUGAAUCAACCGCCUUUCCUCUGUCAUCAACACCAACAACUUACGGAAAUGUUGAUAGUAAGAAAACCACCACCACCCUGGGAAUAACUAAACCAACAACUGAAGAAUACGCAACAACUUCACAACCAAGCACACGUUCUGUGACAACACAAACAACCAAGGAUGACUCAAGCAGUGACAAAAGGACCUCAAGUGCCUCAACACUGACAACAUCCACGUUCAAAAGCAAUUCUAGAUUUGAAUAUGCUUAUUUCACAGGCAGCAGAAAAUCUACUUCUCAUCAACCAGCUGUGCAUUUGACGACACUUUCUCAGCCCGUGUCAAGUUCUGCAGGAACCAAGAACGAGAUUAUCCUGUAUGCUGUAAUUGGAUCAGCGAUUGUUGUUGUAGUGAUGACAACUGUUGCUGUGACUGUGUGUCUUGUCUGUGUCAAGAAAAUGAUAGGUCGUAAGGACACUGACAAACAUACAAUUGAUGAGGGCACACCGGAAGGUAACCAUGGAGAUGUAAACAUGGAUGUGAUGGUCGACAAUGAAGCUUAUGUUCAAUAUGCCUACAUUGAAGAUACAAACAGUUGUGAUGUGCAGUAUGAAAGAGAACCUGCAGUAAUGGUCGACAACGUCUGUUAUCAUGGGUAUUCGGACAGCGACGUCUCGGACACCUCGUACUGGGAGUACAACGGCCCCGCUGAUGAGCGUGCUGGAUCUGACAACAAGGAAUAAUAAUGCAUUCAGCAUGGUGGCUGUCAAGAUUACCUGAAUGAACAACAAAACCUAGACAGACAACAACUCGUGUCCGAACAAACUGCAAAACAUACGGACACACUUUGAACAGGAAUAUUGUCAACGAAAAUGAAACUAAAUUGUUCUUGGUCGUCGUGCGUGUUCGAAUCUCAUUCGAUGUGUAUCGAGAUGUACUGCCAAUAUUGUUUUAUUGUCAUUAUUUUUUAGUUUAAGUGGAUUAUAUGUUAUAUGUGUGUGUCAGUAUAUUACAUCCAUUGAAUGUUCUUCUGCAAAGUCAGUGCAUUAUUUUAUCAUUAAAAAGCAUUGAACUGAUAGGUUUUCGUUGAUGCCUACGUACGGACAUACUUAUCUCUUAUGUAAAUGGUUUGAUAUUAUGUGUAUGACAGUUGCUUUUAUAUUUUCCCUCGGCGUUGGUGUACAUGUAUAAAGAAAGAAAUUAGUGAUAUGAUUCAUGUCAUCUGUAUGUGUAUAUAUAUUCAAAUUGAUAUUAAUAUUAUUACAUACAGAUUUGCCAUUCAAAUUGAUAUUAUUAUUAUUACAUGUGGUAUUAAUAUAAUUAUUGUGUGUUUAUGUGUUAUAUCAAAUCAAUAUCGUAGUUCAUGAUUAUUGUAUUAAACUUGAUCACAUGUUAUGCAUGUUGUAUGCUAAGAAUACCACAGUUUUGUCUGCAUUGAUGCUGUGGUAUUACAGACGCUCCUUUUUAUGCUGUGUGGGGUCAUGAAGUGUAUUUGAGUUAUUGGAUGCUUAUUUGUUAUAAAAAAAACAACGUGACAGUAUCACGUGUAAAACGAUAUGAAGCAAAGGGAGGUAAUAAGACGAACAAAGUAAACUAAGCAGAUGAGACUGAUACAUACGACCAUAUGUUCACAUUCAGUAGCUUUCCCACACGACCCAUUAAUGAAUCACUUACACCUUGUGUUCCAUCUGGAAGUUGAAUAUAUGCAAUCAAUUAGAAAACUAUGGAUUAGAAAAGCUUAAACAAUUUGAAUAUUUGUAAAAUGGUCAUGCUCGCGAUCUCAUUUGUUGUUUGACAUUGAUAUAUGUGUCCGUUUUUCUUUGAGCUAAGUGUCAGCUGUUGUAUGUUUUGAUGUGUUAGUGUUUUGCGCAGCAGUCAACAACGUUGUCAUGGCGGCCUGUACCCAGUGGGUGAUAGCAUGAGCACGUUCACGGCGACGGUGCACAAUGACGCAAUCAGACAAGUUUCGCAGCCAGACCAUCCGAUCCGAAUUUUAGUUGGCUCUCACUACAAAAUAUUAUUGAACGCUGCCCAUGUUUCAGUCAGUCAAUCAUUUACAGGUGUACUCGAGAUUGAGGGAAUAUUGCUGUCGAUGGCGUUGGGCGUUCACUUAAUCACUGCCUCAUAAAUAAUAUUGUGACUCCGCAGUGUUCACUCAAUAUCCUAAUGCUGGCGAUCGUCCCUUACUUUAUACAUUUUACUGUUGAAAUGCAUGUAUGU